AUGGGCCAGACAGCAGGCGACCUUGGUUGGCAGCUCAGCCUGCUGCUACGCACCUUGCUCCUGGUACAAACCAGCGUCUGGGGAUUCCCGAGGCCACCAGGGAGGCCCACCCUGAGUGCGCAGGAGCUGCGUGCAGAGUUUACCAUCAGCCUGCAUCUUGCCAGGAAGCUGCUUGCGGAGGUUCAAGCCCAGGCCCACCACUUUGCUGAAUCACACCUGCCUGGAGUGCACCUGGAUCUCCUGCCCUCUCAACUGCAGCUCCCCAACAUGUCCCUGACCUUCCAGGCCUGGCGCCGCCUCUCUGACCCAGAGCGACUCUGCUUCCUCUCCACGACUCUUCAGCCCUUUCACGCCCUGCUGAGAAGGCUGGGAAGCCAGGGGCGCUGGACCAGCUCAGAGAGGAUGCAGCUGUGGACAGUGAGGCUUGAUCUCCGAGACCUGCAGCGGCACCUCCACUUCCAGGGGCUGGCUGCAGGAUUCGACCUUGCAGGGGCAGAAGAGGAUGAGGAGGAGGGAACGGGGCUGCUCCCAGGGGCACAGGAGUCCUGGCCUCAGCUGCUCUACACCUACCAGCUGCUGCACUCCCUGGAGCUGGUCCUAUCCCGGGCUGUACGGGACUUGCUGCUGCUGUCCAAGGCUGGGCACCCAGGUCUGGCUCCCAGUUCUGAUGGGGUGACCUUCUAGUCCCCUUCCCUCACCCUUGAGGACUUCAGGACCUGGUCCUGGCCAGAGGACAACCACCAGCUCAUCUGCCUCAGACCAGGCAGAAGUUGUAUCAGCCGCAGCCCCACCCCCUACCCAAUAAUUUAAAGCCCCUCCAGUCCAUGGCAAAUAUUUAUUUCUUGAAUAUUUAUUUAUUGUUUAGGAGAUGAUUUAUUUAUUGUUUCAUCCUCAGACUGGGCCACUGUGCUGGGUGCCUAAUAAAACCUUCUCACCUUCUCUCUGCUUUAGCAUCUUGUCACAGAAGAGGUCCUUGAUGCCCAAGGGGCAGCAUGGCUACAGUGGAGUUGGUAGCCUCUGGCUACCCAGAAUCCCUCACUGCUCUGACAUCGGAGGAUUCUGGUCCAUCUUCUCUGACUGACCAGCUCGGUUGCCAUAGUAACCAUCAGAGUCCUGGGGCUGAGCUAUAUGAUUUUGGAAAGUCAAGGCUGCUGGCCUACUACCCCUCAACCUUGGCUUCCAUCUGGUGCCCUUCAGCCUGUGAACCACUUUCUUUUUGCUGAAGGGAAGAGUGUGUUUCAA
Messenger RNA from Octodon degus (degu), 1242 nucleotides. It is a transcript of the gene Il27, whose product is annotated as interleukin 27. Gene Ontology annotation, molecular function: interleukin-27 receptor binding. Gene Ontology annotation, biological process: regulation of T-helper 1 cell differentiation; regulation of T cell proliferation. The transcript has 5 exons. The record is from RefSeq and is a predicted model, not a curated record. Bases 1 to 684 code for a protein of 227 amino acids. Lineage: Eukaryota; Metazoa; Chordata; Mammalia; Rodentia; Octodontidae.